Molecule: messenger RNA, 3537 nt
Organism: Blepharisma stoltei
Lineage: Eukaryota; Ciliophora; Heterotrichea; Heterotrichida; Blepharismidae
Source: the annotation of a GenBank genome assembly
AUGUCUGAUACUGAAUUCGGAAACACAGAGUCUAAGCUUCAAGAUAGUGAAUAUAAAAUCUCACACAGAGGAAAUAGAAAUAAGCGCACUGAUGAAAUUGAAGAAAUGGAAAGAGAAAUCAUAGGCUCAAGACAAUUUCGAGGAAGAGGAAAUAGAGGAAGAUGGCGAAAUCAAAACAAUAGACAACAUGGAAGAAGAGACCAAGACUUCUCUUAUAGAGAAAAUGAGAGCCAGAAUCCUAAAAAAUGAGUCGUAAAAUCAAAUCCAAAUCAAAAUGAUCAUGGCAAUCAAGUAAAGCCAGCACAAAAAAUAAACACAGACAUACCAAUUGAUAUUCCAAAACCACAAGAACAAUCUAUGCACCCGCCUCCUGCUCCAGCACAAGAAGAAAUCAAAGAGGAUUUUAAUCUAACUCUUCCCAAUAUAAGAUCCCGAAAAACGAAAAACGUCGGCUUUGCAAUAGAAGACGAUAUAAACGUUGAGGAAUUCACUAAACGAGUCCCAGUCCUAAUGAUCACCUAUCCUUUUGAACUUGACAUCUUUCAAAAGCGAGCAAUCAUGAGACUUGAAGAGCAUGAAAACGUAUUUGUUGCAGCCCAUACAUCUGCAGGAAAAACAGUCGUAGCUGAAUACGCCAUAGCUCUGGCGAGGCAGCAAAGAGCCCGAGUUAUUUAUACAAGUCCUAUUAAGGCCCUUUCUAAUCAAAAGUACAGAGAAUUUAAAGACUCAUUUGAAGAAGUCGGAAUUUUAACUGGCGACGUUAGCGUUGAUCCUGAUUCUUUUUGCGUCAUCAUGACAACUGAAAUCCUAAGAAGCAUGCUUUAUAAGGGAUCAAGCAAACUAAGGGACCUUGAAUGGGUAAUUUUAGACGAAGUUCACUACAUUAAUGAUGCAGAGCGAGGAGUUGUAUGAGAAGAAGUGCUAAUUCUUUUGCCUCCUCAUGUAAGAAUUGUUAUGCUUUCUGCUACAGCUCCAAACUAUAUGGAAUUUUCUGAUUGGGUAGGACGUGUAAGGCAGCAAAAAGUUUACGUCCAAGUGACUUUUCAAAGACCUGUACCAUUAGAACACUGGAUUUAUGCCCAAGGAGAGCUUUAUCAGUUUGUGGAUAUGCAAGGGGUCAUAAAUGAUGGAGUUUAUGGAACUGUUAUGUCUAAAUUAAACACCAAAGAUAAGCAAAAAGGCAAAAACAAAAAUAAAAAUAAAAAUAAAGGAAGAGGGUACUAUAAAUCAGAAGACCAGCAAUAUAAAGAGCUAGUUCUUAGACUGCAGAACGAAGAACUGCUUCCAUGUGUGAUUUUUGCGUUUUCGAGAGACAAAGUAGACCAUAGAGGAGAAAAGCUGUCUAGUGUAGAUCUGAUUGAUGACGAUGAAAGGAAGAUCGUCAUGACAUUUGCUAAUCAUGCACUUGAUAGACUUAACCCUAUUGACAGGCAUCUCCCACAGAUUGAAUUCGUGCUGAAAUUGCUUGAAAGAGGAAUAGGAGUUCAUCAUAGUGGAAUCUUGCCUAUUCUCAAAGAAAUUGUUGAAAUUUUAUUCAGUAGAGGACUCAUCAAAGUGUUGGUGGCAACUGAAACAUUUUCAAUGGGGCUAAAUAUGCCAACUAAAACUGUCGUAUUUUGUGAACUCAGAAAAUUUGAUGGGAAUUCCAAUAGAUAUCUGCUAUCUGGGGAAUAUACUCAAAUGUCAGGAAGAGCUGGAAGAAGAGGAAAAGACUCUAAAGGCUAUAUCAUUAAUUUCUUUAGGGACAAAAGAAAAGUACCACCAUUGGCUGAGCUGAAGACCAUUGUAAAAUCUGAAGCAAGAACUUUAGAAAGUCAAUUCAGGAUUAGAUAUAAUCAAGUCUGCAAUGUUCUUAAUACUGAAGGAAUGUCAAUGAAUGAACUUAUUUCCAAAAGCUUUUUGGAAAACUCAAUGUUUAAUAACUCGCAAGCUCAAGUUCGAAAUCAGAUCAUGAGAGAAAAGGUCAUGAAAUCUUUAUUCCCUUCUUGAUUAAACAGCAAAGAAUAUUGCGUACUAAAUCAGGGAGGUUAAUUUUUUUAUUUAUGAAAUAAAAUUUCAAAUAAUUUUAAAAAUUUUUAAUAUUUUAAAGCAAACUGUAAAAAAAUUAAUAUAUUUUAUUAUAAUAAUAAUUUUAUUAUCAAUUGAAAUAGACCUACAUAUAUAGAAAAUAAAGUAUUCCUGCUGGUUGCCGUUAUCCUGUAUUAGCAUUAGGAAAACCUUUAGCCACAGAUGUAAAAAUACCCCAAAAAAUUACAUUAAAAAAUUUUUGCUCUCUAUAAAGGACUGGUUAAUCUCAAGAAUAAGAAUUUUCUAGUGGCCUGCUGCUAUUAAGGUGGAGAGCUAGAGAAAACACUAGAAGGAGACGAUGCUGAACAAUUUAUUGAAUUUAUUGGAAUGAUGAGGAAAGUCAACGAAUUAUCAACAACUUUCCAAAUGAUGAAUAAAGCUCCAGCUGAGGGAAAUUUUAUAGAAAUAAAACUACCCAGAACUGCAAAUUUGCCAGGAAUUUUGAUCAAUAAAGGAUCAAAAAUAAAAUGCCUGAUUUUUGAUAUUGAUAAAAGGGUAGAAAGCUUUAAAAAUAGCUUCUCAGGUGGAAACUAUUCUAUUGAAGAUAUCAAUGUUUUUGAUGUUAUUACAGUUUAUAGCACACAAUUGCCGAAAACCAUGAUAAGUGUUUUGAAAAGAAUGGAAUAUGACGAUGAAUACUUGGAAAUUGCUUUGAGAGAGCUAUUGAAAGGGAGAAAUUCUAUUUUACCCAGCAAAAAAAUUUUUAAUCAUCAAUCAGCAGAAUUUUCCACACGUGAUGAUUUGGUAAAGAAAAUUAUAAACCAUCCUUGCUUUACCAAAAAGAAUAGGCAUGAUCUUUGGCUGAAUGCUUUAAAUCUAAUCAAAUACAAAAGUGAUCUUAAUCAGCCUAAAUCUGAAACAGGCUCAGAUCCUCAAGAUAUUAAUCGACGCAUUGAUUUGUUAAAAAAUUACCACUAUCUCUCUGACCUUCUUACACUUGAGCUAAAAGGAAGAGUUUUAGCUCUUAUAGACAAUCCUUACAACCUCGUCAUUUCUGAGUGUAUCUUUGAAGGCCUGUUUACAAAAUUAUCAACAGAAGAGCUGGCAGCCACCGUUAGUGUUUUUGUAACUGAAGAUCGUUCGAAAAUGGAAGACAAAGAUUGAUCACAAGUUUCUGCAGGCUUAGAUUUCCCAUUAAAACGAAUCCAAGCUGUGGUUUCUGAAAUCUGUGAAAAUGAAGAGAAGCUAGGCAUUAAGUCUGAGAUGAAUGAAGACGGCAUCAAGCUCUCUAUGGUAGAAGUCGUUUAUUUGUGGGCACAAGGAAAGCCAUUUAUUGAAAUCUGCGGAAUCACCUCAAUCAAAGAAGGAAACAUUGUAAGAGGGAUUUUACGUGUUCACGAUCUAUUAACGACAUUUAUUGAAGUUGCUGAAGUGAUAGGUGACCAAGACUUAAAAGAGAAAUCAAGGCUAGCUUGUGUAAGCGUACAAAGAGACAUUGCUUUUGCUGCGAGUCUUUAUAUUUCUGAUUAA